AUGGAGCCUCGUCUGACUCCUACAGCCUUGAUAGUCUCAUGGGCUGAUAGCCCUCCUUUGGAACCACUGAGGAGUGUGCUACGGGAACAAUUUGGAUACAAUGCAAUUCCUUUACAGCUCCCGGAACAUAACCGUGAGCAAGUGUUAAAGAGAAGUCUUUCAAAUGCCCUGAUCACCCACUCGAGCAUGAUCAACCCUUUCAUCCUCUAUUUAUAUGGUGACAGCCUCAAAAGGCAAGGUCAGUCACGGCUACUACUGAAGAACGGUGACAAUUCUGUGUUCAUGGACUGGCUGAAACUGCGACAAGAAUACAUAGACAAGUUGGGAUUUAACAUACUUGUCAUACUCGACUGCAACCACAAAGUCGUGCAAACAAUGAUGGAUCGGUAUCCCAUACUCGAAGAUGACAUGGAUCCCCAGUCCAACAGCAUAGUCCAAGUUCUAGUUGCUCCCGAGUUUUCUAAACAGAAUGGAACACCAUUUGCCCAUGUGCUGACCGAUACAUUGAGGGAGGUAACAAUGUCCUCGUCAUCUGCAACUAUCGAUAUCAGAGACUUUGUAGCUGAAAUCCAAAGACGACUGGAGCCGAGUUCCUCUACAGAGCCUUUUAGUUUGCGGUCUACUCGAGAGAACCUGAUGCUUACAGCGUUCUCGCACGAGGAACAGGUCAUCAGCGACGACAUAUGGCAUUACCCACGUAUUAGCAGGAAUGCAUCAAAUUAUGUGCGAGUCAGCGUGUUACCAAUCACCUGGGCCAAGGUAGACGGCUGGGACGCUGAAUCUGAGCUUACGGAGCUUACUGAUGUUUUCGAACAUCACUUUGACUUCACGGUGGAAAGGGUAGUCAAGAUACCCAAUACUUCUAAUGCACACUCUUAUCUACAGAGACGCAUCAAUGAGCAGAUCAAAUGGGUGGGGCCCAAGGGCCUCUUGAUAGUUCUUUACAACGGCCAUGCUAAGCGAACAAACGGGGGCAUGAUUCUCUUUGGAACCAGUAAUGAUGUUCAGGGAGUGAACUGGACGCAAAUUACACACACGCUGAACAUUGCAGAUUGCGACGUUGUCCAUGUGCUUGAUUGUUGCGACGCGUUGAGUGCAACAAAGGGCAGCGAGACGGUGCAAAGUGAGAUAGCCAGAGAGGCCAACUUGCAGACAGGCGACUCUGAGUACCAUGGAAAGAACGAAACACUUGCUGCAGGGGCUAGAGAGGAACGAGUCCCGGCUGGUAAAGCCUCGUCAAUGAAGGUUUUCGCCGAAGUGCUGAAUGAGAUGGCUGUGAAAAACAUCAAAAUCACUAUACAUUCAUGGCAGCAGUGGAUUGUUGCAAAAGUGGGAAGGGUUCAGACACAAAAUGGUGACUUGAGAUAUGCAGAACCACAUUAUAAGAUGAAUCCUCUGCGAAGGGAUCCCAGUCCUGCAUUGCGACUGAAGACUCGUGACAUUUAG
Fusarium pseudograminearum CS3096 is the source of this 1446-nucleotide messenger RNA. RefSeq lists its product as uncharacterized. NCBI's taxonomy places the organism in Eukaryota, Fungi, Ascomycota, Sordariomycetes, Hypocreales, Nectriaceae. The transcript has 4 exons. The record is from RefSeq and is a predicted model, not a curated record. Bases 1 to 1446 code for a protein of 481 amino acids.